Nerophis lumbriciformis (worm pipefish) is the source of this 3621-nucleotide messenger RNA. Lineage: Eukaryota; Metazoa; Chordata; Actinopteri; Syngnathiformes; Syngnathidae. The record is from RefSeq and is a predicted model, not a curated record.
UGCGGUGGAAGGUGAUAUUCCUAAUGGUGUCCGCUGGAAGCGUGUGCUGGUGUUCCAUGAAAGACUUCACGGUUUCCUCAGGAUCUUCCGCUGUCUUUUCCGGUAUUCCCGCAAAAAACAGAUUGUCCCUCAUGCUUCUCGCCUGGAGGUGCAGUAUCGUCUCCUUCAUGAUUUUGUUUUCCCGAGUAGGUUGUGCCACUCUGUCGGUGAGCGAUUUCACGGACUCACGAAGAGCAGCGUUCUCUUAGGCGAGAGAGACGACCUGUUGUCCAAAGUCCAAACUCUCUCGAAUGGCUUGGAACUCCUUGUGUAGCACCUCUACAAGUGCAAGGCAGCCAUACAAACAUAUUCACCUCUUGUCGAUGGAAUCCAAGAUAUCAGCAAAGCUGGAACCCAACGGUGACAGAUAACCAGCCUUUGUGAGAUGUUAUUUACACUGAAUGUGCUUUGCUGCUGUCCAAGUCAAAGAAUCCAACUUAGUCUUCUGUGCCACAAGCUCCUGUACAACAGUCCAAUGAUGACGUCUGUGCUGUGGUAUUUGGUGUCAGUGCUGGCAUUUUGCACCACAAGCCUAGUUUGUGCUUUUGGGACCAGCGCCAACAACACCUAUUGCGCACGCAAAGGAUCAAGCGUCAUUCUUGACUGCAAGUACACACGUCACUCUGACUUCUUAAACUGCUUGGGAGUUGAUUGGAAAUUGGAAUUUCCAAAAGAAAAGAAGAUUAUUUUACGGAUGAAUCGCGGCCAUAUUAAUUCUGAAUACAAACCAUUGAAGGACAGGAUUAUCUUCACUUCCCCCAACCCUUGUGAUGGAGAUGCUUCCAUAAAGAUCAACAGCGUGCGUAUGUCAGACACGGGGAAGUACGUGUGCAACUUGGAAUUUAAGUCUCAACAUUUGUGGAAAAACAUGACCCUGACAGUCACGGAGGAGCUGAGCACACCGGUAUGUGCCGUGCAAGGAAAGCCUGUGGCAGGUAAUGUUGUGACGCUCCAAUGCACAUCCUCACAAGGCACACCCCCGCUGAAGUACAGCUGGACAAAGACAAGUGGAAACCAGAUGUUACCUUCUAACUCCAACGGGGACACCUCAGGAGGGACCUUGUUUGUCAACAGACUCUCAGAGGACAACUGUGGAAGUUAUCGCUGCACGGUGGAAAGUCUGGAUGAUACCAAAUACUGUGAGAUCCUACUUGAAUGUCCAUCCUCACCUCCGACCACAAGCGAUGCAACCAAACACAAUGAGGUCCUACCAAUGUGUCCAUGGUCCCCAUUAGCAACGAGCACUGGAAAUCAAGUUAUCAUAGCAGUGGCAGCGACUAUCGUUGUUCUUUUGCUGGCCAUUGUCUUAGCUCUCACAGUCAUUUGGGUCUUGCGCAAAAGAAAUCGUGGUGAGUUUGCUAUCAAUUAAAAAUGACUAUUUAGUGGCGUCCCCUCUUCCAAGUGGUCUUUCAGGGACAAACUGUGUGUAAUGGAGAUUACAAUAUUGUGUACUAAUUAUUACAAUACAACUUUAAAAACAUUGUGUGUGCUGUGUUGACAGUAUCAUAGCACAGCACACACAAAGAUCGUAACUGCUCAAUGCCUGAUUUUUUUGUCUUUGUGUGGAGGCAAAAAUAUAUUUUAAAGAUUUAAGAAAAUAUAUGUGUACCACCCUUAAGGUAGACUAGGGUUGUCAAAAGGAUUGGCCCACGAACAGGUUUCAUCCGGCCUGCGAGAUGAGUUUGCAAAGUAUAAAAAAGAAGCUAUAAUGUUUAAAUGAAAUAAACUGCUGUUCUUGUGCCUACUAUUUGUCGAAGUAGCAAUUAUUUGUACCUUUGCAUACCCUGCCGUGAGCGCGCGCAUGACCUCAAUGGGGGCGCAGCUUUGUGCCGUGUGUCAACACUUCCAUGUUUGGACACUAUGUACUUAUGCUGCUUUUUAGGUACAGCAUACAAAACGUGGAUUGUUACGUUCAUGCCUUGAUUGUUGGUAAUGUCACCGUCAGAUUUAUACUCAUUAUUUUGAUAAAUCUUUACAUUUCGUGUUGCACUAAUGAUUGCAUGGGGACACAUUUUCUGGGCGCACAUAAAUAUGAUUAGAUAAUAUGAAUAUUGUGUGAUUAAUGAAGUCUUGUUGAAAAUGAUGCUACAUAUGUACAGAAUAAACCACAUGAUGUUAAGUGUUGGCCCUUCGAUAAGGUGGUGACUUGUCCAGGGUAUACACUGCCUUCCACCCGAGUGCAGCUGAAUUAGGCUCCAGCAACACCGCGACCCCAAAAGGGGCAAUUGGUAGAAAAUGGAUGGAUGUUCGCUAGGGCUGCAACAACUAAUCGAUUAAAAUCGAUUAUCAAAAUAGUUGGCGAUUAAUUUAGUCAUCGAUUCGUUGGAACUAUGCUAUGCGCAUGCACGGAAAGGCUUUUUUUUGUUGUUGUUUUUUUUUGUUUAUAAACCUUUAUUUAUAAACUGCAACAUUUACAAAUAGCUGAGAAACAAUCAAAAUAAGUACAAAACAGCGCCAGGGCGGCGCUGAGGCUAUGUCUCAUGAGGUGGCGAAAGCUAGCCAAUGAUUAGUCAUGUGCAGCUCACGUGACGCCGUCUCCUUUGCUGGAAACAUUCGAAAAAUGGCGCAGGAAAACAGUACAGAUAUUUUAGCGGAAAAACAGCUUGAGGUUAUUGCUUCAAUGGAGAAAAGUGUACGACCUAAGUCGUCAAAAGUAUGGGAACACUUUACUUUAAAGACUCCAAAGAAGAGCGUUUCCUGCAAAAUAGCACGGAAGUACAACAUUGCUUCAGGAGCACCUGAAGAAGAAACAUGUUGGAGCCAUGGAUGAAGGGAAGAACUCACGGUACAUAACUUUUUAAGUCCAUAGUGGCAACAGGCAUUCAUGAGUUCAGCUUUUUUGUGAGUAACAUUAACGUUAUGUCUUUGUUGCAACGCGGGGCUGAUAAUGUGUCUCCGGCACAUUUGACUCCGUUUUGAGAGAGAAAACGCACAGUUACCAGUUUCGAAAUAAACGUAACGGACAGAAAUAUCUCAGGUUGGUUUCAUAAUGGAUCCAUGUAACCGGGCCCGAUAAAGCUAUAUACUGUAAAUAUAUUUAGAUUUGAGUGACGCUUUAGUAUAACUAAACGUUAUGAAGGUGCUGGAAUAUUUCAUGCUAUUAUUCAGAGGCAGCCUAAAAUGAAUCCUUUAUUAUUCACAACAGAAACGUGUACAAUAUCUGAUUCAGUUCUGAUCUGAUGAGUUACAUUUCUGUGUUAUUAUUGGUGUAUGCUGCAUCCCCAAUGUCCAGAACAUGGUGCCAGUAUGCUGUUUUUUUUUCAAUAAAAUACUGGAAAGGAUAGAAAUGUAGUUUGUCUCUUUUAUCCGAUUAUUAAUCGAAGUAAUAAUGGACAUGGAUUAUCAAAUUAAUCGUUAGUUGCAGCCCUAAUGUUAGCACAUCAGUUGAGGAAGAUGAGUAAAUUACAUUAAUACCAUCCUGUAAUUUGAUACUGCCAACAUUCUUUUUAUUUAUUUGUUUUUUCAUUUGCAACAAUACAAAACACCAACAAACACACUUAAACAAAAAAAAACCCCUCAAAACACUAACAAUGUCAAACAGUCAGGGUUUUACUCAACCACCGUCUGCUCUAUACACAAAAG